Exserohilum turcica Et28A is the source of this 543-nucleotide messenger RNA. RefSeq lists its product as uncharacterized. The record is from RefSeq and is a predicted model, not a curated record. The transcript has 2 exons. Bases 1 to 543 code for a protein of 180 amino acids. NCBI's taxonomy places the organism in Eukaryota, Fungi, Ascomycota, Dothideomycetes, Pleosporales, Pleosporaceae.
AUGACAGUGGAGCCUCGCACAGUGAAUGCUGAGCUUACGCACCAAACUCCUACUGACCGAGAGUACUACCUCAUCUCAUCGACACUUGUGCCCGCCGUCCUACAAGCCUGCAGGGAAGCACAGAACCAUGGCCUAUACCAAAAAGCUUUUUCUGAACUAGCUGUGCACGGGCAUGGAGCGCAGUAUGUCUGGGUUGAUUUUGCUACCGACACCAUCGACAUUGGAGAGUCGAUGUUUGACAGUUUCAAGCCGGUCGCCUCCUCCAUUCAACACCUAAGGUUCGCACGCGAGAUGCAGGCAGAAUGGUUUUAUCAUACCGAGGUUGAAGAUGUCAAGUACUUUGUCAACGCAAAGGAAAUUUGGGUCGUGCCCUUGGAUGGUCUCUUCUCAUGUGUUGGAGCCACAGAGGAACAUUACUGGCCAUGUGGGGAUGAAAGCGUAUUCUUCAUUGAUCCUGACAAUCGCGAACGAGUAUUCAGAGGACCCGACGGAGAAGAUGAGAUUGAUACGAUGUAUGGACCGAAGGAAGGGAUGAGCAGAUGA